GAAAGAGACGCAAGAGAAAUGGAAAAAUCGCGGCGGACAUUUUGAAGGCAAAAGUGAAUUUGAAGGGAAUUUUACUGCGCUUUUUAUCGUGUGAAUAAACGUUAAAACUGGAAAAAUCUGUCGUUAAAAGAAGCAUUGAACAGCGUAGAUAGCGGAACGUAUAUUAUCUGCCCGGGGGAUGUGUUAAUUCGGAAGAAAUCUUGGAUGCAAAAUUUUUUCCAAGUGGCUGGCUGUCGCAAGUCGUCCGGAGUCGACGACGCAAAGGAUUUUUCUCAUCUUCCCCCUCGUGUCCCGCAUUCUAUUGUGUGUAAUCUGUGUGUUACAAGGUAUUCAAUCAAUCAAGUAGUAAAGCUGCGAAGAGAAGAAAACUAUUCAGGCUGCGACCGGACGGGAUUGGUGUGAAUCAUCUGAAGGAUCCGUUUCUCGGGUGCUAGAAAACUACUCUUCCCCCCGACAUUUGUUUAGGUUGCAGCAGCAAACCACAGAGAAUAAGCAUCGACUCGAGUCGUCAGCUUCUAGCCGUAAAAGAUUUCGCACCGAUGUGAAGCCGAGAAGCGUCCAUAUGCGACCCUCAUCUUUCUCUCAGUACGUUCGAAGGAUCCACCGGAUGCGUUCGCUGGGACGACAGCGAAUUACUUAAAGAGACACACCAAGUCGUACAGAAGAAAACCUGAUCGAUUGUGAGUUCGUUUCAAUUUUACACAUAAAAUUUCAAUCAUGGAUCCAGUAGGUCCAUGGUCAUAUUCGUAUAACCGACAAACGGGUGCUGCUAGUGGUGAGUUCCAUCAUCACUUAGCAACAGCCGCUGCUGCCGGUGGUAUCGGAUUGGCAGCAGCCCACAAUUCAUCGGUAGGAGUUCCGUCUACCACCUCCCAGUUACUGUUGCAAGCGGCCCAUACAACAUCGCUCGGAUCCUCGUCAGGACCGUUCAAUCCUCCCGGAUUUCUAUCACCACCUGGAGUGACCUAUGACUCAGUUUUUACUCCACUUUUUCAUCCCGCCGCAAAUCCAAAGCCAGCUCACUACAGUUCGACUAUUAACCAACAUCGGGUGUUAGCCCAAGCCCAGGCACAGGCCGUUAAACAAGCCAGUGAUACUGAAGUGCUGCGAGAUAACUACACCACUCAUCAAACAUUGGCAGCGGCUGCUCAGGCUGCCAAUUUCUUCGAACAGCAACAGCAACAACAACAGCAGCAACAGCAAACCUCCAACACCAGUGCAUCCAGUAGUGGUUCAUCCCAGGGCAGCAGCUCAUGGCAAGGGAACAACCAGAUAACAAACUCAUUCGGCAUUAUGCCACAUGAGAAUGUAGUCCAGUCCAGCACAUCAACGUCGAAAACGACGACUUCAACAUACGAAAACUUCAAUGCCCAUUUCUCCAACAUCAACCAGCAGCUAAACUCACAACUGGCUGCCAAAACCGCUGUCCGGUCGGCAUCGCCCGCAGUGAAUAGUGGCAACAACAGCACAGGUUCAUCCAAAACUACUACCAACUAUUUUGCAUCGUCCAACUCCAGUGCGCAGCAGUACAGCGGGGUGAACGAUUCUCUCGCUAACUACUCCAACCCACAGCAGCAUCAGAGUAACAAACAGCUCGAUUACGGUGGCGGUGGCAGUAAGUCUCUGUCGUCCUCUUCUGGCACAGGCAGCGGUUCGUCUUCGCUUCAACAGAAUUCUUCGCCCUCUUGCAUUGUUAUCACACCAGUUUCUAGUUCCAUCAACUCCCCAACUUCUCCCCUAUCAUCUCCUUCUUCCGUCGCGACAAAUGCGAAAGAUUACAAAUUUCAGUCUCGCAUUGUACCAUCUCAAACACCUCUUGUGAAUUCCUCCAUCGUCUAUGCAUCUCGCAAUGCCCACCAUCUACCUGUUGCCGCUAGCAGUUUGAUUGAUCCUAAAACCCGAUUACUGCCAGCAGGUCUUCAGAAUCAAUCACAUCAACUGCUCCAACAAGUCCAGCAACAGCAUUCCCAUCAGCUACAGCAAAUGAGCAGCUUUGUUUCACCGCCAUCCUCCGCCUCUCCGCCCCUACAGCUUAACAACAGCAAGGGAUCUCACAAAGGAUCUACACAGUCAAAAGCAAUCGGUGGAGGAGGAGGCGGUGGUGGCGGUGGCUCCCUAGCUGCUACGAUCAAAUCUGAUGGCCAACAUGUAGUGAUCAGCCAUCAGCCACAAUCAUCCCCUAUCAGUUACUCGAUAACGGAUAACAGCGGGCGAACAAACAAUACGUCGUCCAACUCAGCGGCAUCCAACAAUAGGUUAAAUAGUCCCAUUAGCCGUGUAAAUAACAAUUCAAAUAGUAAUAAUAGUAAUAGUAAUGUUUCUAGGAACAAUAGUAACAGUAGUAGUAACCAUCAGCAGCAAUAUCAACAAAACAGUGCCUCUAAUAGCUAUAGGACUAGUUAUAAUCAGUUAAACGUAUCUGGUAGCAGCACUGAGUCUGUUGAUUAUGGUCGAGUAAAGCGCGAACCGCAGCAACUUACACACUCCCAACAUUUGCAAAGUCACCAGCAUCAGUACUCGAAUGGUCCGGUAGCAACAGACACCUAUGGUAAUUCGCCAGCAGGAUCAAUUCAGAGGUGUCCGCCAUCGCCGAGUCGUUCCCAACACUCUCAAGCAUCCCCCAUUAGUCACGUACCCAGUCCCGUUUAUCCCAUGUACAAUAGUCCGAUGGGGAAUACGCUUUCGUCCCCGCAACACAACAGUCAACAGCAGCAACAAUCCGUUUCUAUGCAAGCGUCGAUGCAAAGGUCGCCAUCCGCCUCGAACAUUUCCAGACAGUCGCAAUCGAGUCAAGUCCAGCAGCAACAGGCACCAUCCCAGCAACAGAUUGCCUACCCUUCUGUUAUAACGCGAGCCCAACAACAGCCGGCACCUCAACAAUCACCCCAACGAAUACCGCCUAUUACGGUGCCCACCUUGAACAACACCUGGGACAGCAGAAAUUUGCAACCCGAACGAAAUGAUCCGAUGACAAUAGUAAAAAAUUUACAGCAACCAAGUAUUUCGUCGUCUCCACCACCGCAUAGAAAUACCGCUUCAAUGACGACGACAACCCCCGAGAAGACUGAAUCGAAAUCGAGAAGGAAAAAGUCGGACACCCCGACGAGAAUUGUUCCUGCCGCAAGUGUUGCCAAUGGCGAGUUCAAUGCUAACUCAACGGUCACUAACUCGACGGCAGGAGCUGCGAGCGUCAAUAGUGCACCGACAAAAGAACAGCUGCAAAACAAUGCCAAUGCGCUUGACUUUGACCGGUGGAAUCUGGCUCCGACUCCCGGUGGUCCGGCUAAAAUAUUUCCAAACAAUAACUUCAUGUCGCAACAACCUUCUACUUCGUUUAUUCCUCCUCCACAUCCCAUUUACUAUCCCGCCUUCCAUGGUCCUAUCCCAUUGAUACCAAACGAGAUUAUCAACAGCACUUUAGCGGCCGCUACUGGUGCUAGUCUCGAUGUUCCAACCUAUACUACUUUAUUGAGUGCAUCGGAAUGCGCAAGCAAAUCCGCUCCAACCAAUAAUGAAACAAAUGCAAGUCGAAGCAGCGAAGACGAACAGACUUCCUCUAGUGCUGACAAUUGUAAUAAAGUUGUAGUUCCCAAUAUAGAGGAAGAACUUGGAUUUCUUGCAGAAAACAACUCGAGACAACAACCUGCCCAACAGCAACAGCAACAACAACCGCAGCAACAACAGCAGCAGCAGCAACAACAACAGAGCGCUUCCAAUGAUAGCAGUGCGGCAACCCCAGCCGGAAACAAUGGGACAGUUACUCCGGCCAAGAAAUUCAGUGUACCCGAUAAAGACAGCAAAGGCUUCAUGGGUAGUUAUUUGAAGUUCUUGCAGGGAGAACGUGACUCAUCGCCCCCACCAGCUGCUAGAAGUAAUCGCAAAACCACCUGGACACGCCCAGCUGGUAAUGCUAACAAUAGAAAUGCUGGCAAUGCUGCAAAUAAACAAACCGCAGCAGCAGCAGCUACAACAGCAGGUGCGGCAGCAACUACAAAUCAACAACAACAACAGCAGCAACAACAAACUGGCCAAACGCAACAACCACAAGAUGUUAGUAACGGUAUGCUUCUGGCUGAACAGUAUAUGUCUAAUUUCCAUAUUCCAAAUCUGCAGAACAAACAACCAGCCAGCACUGCGCAGCAAAAUCAACAACACCAAGCACAGCAACAGCAACAACAACAACCACAACAGCAGCCUGACCCGCGAUACACGCCAUACCAGGCGGCGACCAAGGAUAACCGGAAACGCAAAUACGACACGAAUGAAGGUAAUAGCCCAGCAGCUUAUGACACCGCUGCUGGCAUUAGCGCCGAUACAGCGAGUGUCUACAAUUCUAUGCGUAACCAAAAUACGGCUGUAGCAGUGGCAACGGCAGCUGCUGCGGCUGCUGCUGCCGCUGCUGAGCUGCAGAAGAAAAUGGUACAGCAACAACAACAGUUGCAAAAUGCUGCAGUAGCAGCAGCCCAACACCAAACGUCACCUUCGGUUGGCUCGCUAUCGUCUUCCUCCACCUCGUCUCAAUCCCAGCUCGCGCAGCACACCAGCAACCAGCAGCAGAAUCUGAUCAUGUCUCCCACGGCUCAGCACCUACUUACUUCGGCUGCUGCGGCCGCUGCCCUCAAUCCCAGUAGUCUCCCCGUAACCCAUCCCUCUCAUCCACACCAUCAACAACUGCAGCAGCAGAUGAUGCAACAGUCCUACUAUCAUCAUGCCGCAGCUGCCCAGCAGCCAGACGAAGGUGCAUUCAGUUUGUUUGAUCUACAUCUCAGACGCCAGAGGUGGUAACUAUUUCCUUCGUAGCUCACCUCAACUUCUGCUUUCACUUCGCCUUUCUCCUGGAUUGUGCCAUUAGAUCGUGCAACUCUAUCCCUGCCAUAACUUUUGAUUGGUGUGUGUGAAUAGUACAAAAGUGAUUCCCAGUAGCGGCAAUGGGAAUAACGUGGGUCCGAUCUACAUUUAGCUGCAAAUAGUGCAUUUCUAUUCUUCUAGAAGAAUAACAACUUUUUCGAAAUCAAUACUAUGAUUGCUUAUGAAAAUGCUGGCUCGGGUGCUACCAGAUAAUGUGUAUAAUCUUUUUUUUUUUUUUUCUUAUUCAAAGCAUUGAGUUCCACUCACUAUAUAGGAGAAAACACAAAUCAGUUGAGUUAUUUAAGCAUACCUUAUGUAUGAUGAACGCAUUAAUUAAGAAUUUCCCAGGCUUUCCACCGUAAAUUAUUUUCUUUAUUCUUAGAUCAAUACUGACCACAGCCAAACUGAUAGCGAUAAAUAAAAGGUGAGUCAAAUUGAAAAACAAAAAAACAAAACGAAAAUCAUCGCAAGCAGUUUGAACGCGGAUGCUCGACAAUAUUCUAAAGAUACCUGUAUAUUUUUCCACAACACAAAUGAAAUAGAAUUUCCCUUCUUAAUUUUUUAACGCUGAACACAAAGAUCAAGCUACAUAAAGUUUUAACACUCAACUGUAUUGAUUUCAGUUGGUAUAAAAUGGCAAGGCCACAUACACCAUAUUUCAAACAGCUUGAAGGGUUCGUUUCGUUGCCUACAAUUAGGGAAUCUCUGGAUUGAAGAUUUGACGAGGUAAACGAUAAGAAUGAAUUAGAAUUCAUUGAAAAAACUAAUACUCGCAACUUGAGCGAGUUGUCUCUGUGAUAUGAAACCAUUAGGUUUGCACUUAGAUUUGAAAUCAAAACUUUGGGGCAAAGAUAUAAAAUUCAAGAAUAAUCAACAAUAUUAAGAACUAAAAAGGCACAACACCGAUCAGAUAAGUUUUUUAACUGUUGCGCGCAAAGUAAAUGCUGCACUGUUACUGUUGUCCCGUGAAAACAAGCGAGGACCCGAAGUUAUGUGACUGGUUAAUGAUGUCUCGGCAUUGUGAACAACACAAAUAACACAGAAAAGGAAGGGUAACAAUAUUGUAAAUAAAACAUGUAUAGUGCGUCUAUCUAACAUACACACUGGUAUCAGCAAAUGUAAUAUUCAUUGUAGCAGUGAGAAAGGGAAAAUUAUAUUUACUAUUAAUUUAACAUACUUUUCUGUUGUUUAGUUGACUAAGAUUUACAGUGCGUGACACCCAAUUGUAAAAAACUAAAAACUAAGACAAAAGGUAAAGAGCAAAAUAAUAAAACACACUAAACAUUGUAAACAUGAAAAUACAAAACUCUGAACAGUAAGAAGCAUACUAGGAAUAGGAACAACAAAGCAGAGUUUAGAGAGCCAUGUGCCGACAUCCGCUAUUAAUAGACUUGGCUCUAACUAGCAGAUCAACUAAACAUACGCUCUGAAGCAGCUUAAAAUUGUUGUUUUUAGUUUUUUAAUUGCCGAAAACAACUGAUAGGAUACUAUUAUAACUAAAAUUAUAAAACAUUUGCGUUUCAUAACUUCGUAAGUCAAGAAUGAAGAAAAUGUGGAAAGAAAAAGAUGCAGAAUAUAAAACGUUUAUUAAAGAAUUGUAAAUUGUUUUCAUUGACUCAACGGAUCUGGAUCUGGUUAGCUUCAAAAUGGGGAAAGGGGCUUUCGGUUAGAAUUAAGAAAAAGAGAGUAGCACAGAGGUAGCACCCACGCCAAGGCAUAAUCAUAAACCAAGCAAUACAAACAUUGAUGAUGAAAUUGAAACCUGUCCAUAACUAAUUCUAAGAAAACAAAAUCUUUUGAAAGAUUUUUUUUAUCAUUUCAAUUUAGUUUCUAAACGUGAUACUACGUAAUUGUUAUUAUCUCAUACGAAAUUUCAAUUUCAUUCAAUGUUGAUAGUAUGAUUUAGUCGCUCAGGACAUUCGUACAUUUCUGUACCCAAAAUUGAUCGAACAAACUGAAGAUACCUCUGUCUGCACCUUUUUCUUUGGCUCGAACCUUACACCGUGCUAACUGGAAGGGAGCGCAGAAUAUCCGAAACGUCCUUGAAUGCUUGAAUCAUUUUUCCCCAGCCAGCUGCCGUUUGAGACGAGAGGACAGGACAGGACAGACGACGAUGGAGCAACUGAAGGCGGCAGAUUGUACAAUGGACGGAACGACUGCGAGAGUGGGUGUAGCUACCAUUUUCUGCUGAAUC
Messenger RNA from Uranotaenia lowii, 7042 nucleotides. RefSeq lists its product as uncharacterized. The transcript is spliced from 2 exons. Lineage: Eukaryota; Metazoa; Arthropoda; Insecta; Diptera; Culicidae. Bases 718 to 4785 code for a protein of 1355 amino acids. The record is from RefSeq and is a predicted model, not a curated record.